GGGUGCGCAGUCCACUUGGUGGGGUGUACGGUUUCCCUUGAGGAGCUUGGGUCGAGAUUUGGAACAGCUAAGUGAAGAGGGGAGACUGAAAACAACCAACCAUGUCGGACGCGGUGGUCAGUUUUAUGAAGGACUUUUUGGCCGGUGGCAUCGCCGCUGCCAUCUCCAAAACAGCUGUUGCUCCCAUUGAGAGAGUCAAACUGCUGCUGCAGGUGCAGCAUGCCAGCAAACAGAUCACAGCUGAAAUGCAGUACAAAGGAAUCAUGGACUGUGUUGUUAGAAUCCCGAAGGAACAGGGCUUCCUGUCCUUUUGGAGAGGCAACCUGGCCAACGUCAUCCGUUACUUCCCCACCCAAGCCCUCAACUUCGCUUUCAAAGACAAGUACAAGAAGAUCUUCCUCGGUGGCGUGGAUCAGAAGAAACAGUUCUGGCGUUACUUCGCCGGAAACCUGGCGUCCGGUGGUGCUGCUGGGGCCACUUCGCUUUGCUUCGUCUAUCCGCUCGACUUCGCCAGGACGAGGCUGGCUGCCGACAUCGGCAAGGGUACCGCAGAGAGGGAGUUUACCGGACUGGGAAACUGCAUUACCAAGAUAUAUAAAACCGAUGGCCUCAAGGGUCUGUACCUGGGCUUCAAUGUAUCGGUGCAGGGCAUCAUCAUCUACAGAGCGGCUUAUUUCGGAUGCUUCGACACAGCAAAAGGCAUGCUGCCAGAUCCCAAGAACACACACAUCUUUGUCAGCUGGAUGAUUGCUCAGACUGUCACAGCUGCAGCAGGCCUGGUUUCCUAUCCCUUCGACACCGUCAGACGUCGCAUGAUGAUGCAGUCCGGGCGUAAAGGAGCUGAUAUCAUGUACAAGGGCACAAUCGACUGCUGGAAGAAGAUCCUUAAAGAUGAGGGAGGAAAGGCCUUCUUUAAGGGGGCAUGGUCCAAUGUGAUCAGAGGCAUGGGUGGCGCCUUUGUGCUGGUGCUCUAUGAUGAGAUCAAGAAGUUCACCGUCUAAGAAGACACUCCCAACCCCUCAAGGAAACCCCUACACUUUAUUAGUCUUAUUUUUUUUGUGAUAUGGUCACACCGACCUGGUGAAUUAGGAAUCUGGGUUUGUAGGCUACCUCUUCUGUGCAGCAGCUAUGAGGGGGGAGUGGAUCGGUGUACCUGACCUGGGUUUAUGCUUCAUUGCACGUGUAUAUAAAAACCAUCAACCAUAUACUAAAAGGAUGUCUUUUAGUUUUAACAGCUGGUGUACAUGAUGUGAUGAGACAGACUAUAAUACAGGCCAAAUGCUUCUCCUGUUAGAGUAAAGGAGCAGUGAAGGCCCCUAUGAUAUGCUGUGACUACUCUGACCCUUGUAUUCCACCUCACACAUUAAUUUAUUAAGAAUAAAGACUGUCUAUAAUCCA
Messenger RNA from Cyprinodon variegatus (sheepshead minnow), 1398 nucleotides. It is a transcript of the gene slc25a4, whose product is annotated as solute carrier family 25 (mitochondrial carrier; adenine nucleotide translocator), member 4. Gene Ontology annotation, cellular component: mitochondrial inner membrane. NCBI's taxonomy places the organism in Eukaryota, Metazoa, Chordata, Actinopteri, Cyprinodontiformes, Cyprinodontidae. Gene Ontology annotation, biological process: mitochondrial ADP transmembrane transport; mitochondrial ATP transmembrane transport. Bases 102 to 1001 code for a protein of 299 amino acids. Gene Ontology annotation, molecular function: ATP:ADP antiporter activity. The record is from RefSeq and is a predicted model, not a curated record. The transcript is spliced from 4 exons.